AGUCGGUCCCGCGCCAUCUCGGAGCCCAGUGCCAUCUUGUGCAGGCGUCAUGGCGAACAGGAACCCACGCGUGUUCAUGGACAUCGCCAUCAACCGCAGGAAUGCGGGGCGCAUCGAGAUAGAGCUCAGGGCUGAUGUGGUCCCAAAAACUGCAGAAAAUUUCCGUGCACUGUGCACUCAUGAGAAGGGGUAUGGUUAUAAGAAUUCGACAUUCCACAGAAUCAUUCCUAAAUUCAUGUGCCAGGGUGGUGACUUCACAAACCACAAUGACACUGGUGGGAAGUCCAUCUAUGGACACAAGUUUGCUGAUGAGAAUUUCCAAUUGAAGCACACUGGACCUGGUCUCCUAUCUAUGGCCAAUGCUGGGCCAAAUACAAAUGGGUCACAGUUCUUUAUAUGUACUGAGAAAACUACUUGGUUGGAUGGGAAGCAUGUCGUAUUUGGUAAAGUUGUAAAAGGCUAUGAUGUCGUGCAGAUGAUGGAGAAAUGUGGCAGUGAAGGUGGCAAGCCAUCCUCUAAUAUUACCAUUGUUGAUUGUGGACAAUGUGAAUAGAAAUGUACAAUACAAAUAAAACUUGAUUACUUGAAAUUC
Molecule: messenger RNA, 592 nt
Organism: Chiloscyllium plagiosum (whitespotted bambooshark)
Lineage: Eukaryota; Metazoa; Chordata; Chondrichthyes; Orectolobiformes; Hemiscylliidae
Source: RefSeq, a predicted model, not a curated record